ACCACCCUAGCUCUCCCUCACCCUAUAUACUAGUUCAAGCGGUAGAGCAGCAGCUUGUUGUUUCAGUCCCAAAGUUUGAAACUUGUUGAUCAGCUCGGCUACUAGCUCCCUACUUUUAUAAGAACAUAAUGUAUAAUAUCAGACAUACGUCUACACUGCCACUCGUUAUCUUGGCUUCCACAGCCCUCGUCUUACUCACAUUCUUCCUUCUCUUAGGCAACCCAAAUUCAUCUUCGUCCACAGCAGUCGCAACGAGGACUCCGCAUAUUCACGUUCACAAAAACAUCCAAAUAGCACAAUCCCAUUGCGAAGGAACACUUCACCCGGAACUUUGUGUUUCCACUCUCUCCUCAUUCCCAAAUCUCCACCGUAAAUCCAUUGCAGAGAUCAUCUCUUCCACUGUAAAAGUUGCAGUGGGCGAGGUCAGAGACUCCGCCCACAACUGCAGCGACCUUCGUCGGAAUGUCCCCAAACUGGAACCUAUUGAAAAACGAGCACUCCAAGACUGUGUUGAACUCUUAGGAGAAACUAUUGCUGAGCUCAGAACAGCCCUCACUGAUCUUUCCCCAAAGAAAUCUGCUUCUAAGCACUACAAUGACAUCCAAACACUUCUCAGUGCCGCAAUGACCAAUGAGGAUACUUGCCUCGAUGGACUUUUCUACUGUACAAAGAAUAACUUAACCCGUUACGUGGAGGACAAUCUGCAUACAAUCGCUCACCAUGUCAGCAACUCCCUCGCCAUGCUCAACAAGAUUAAGAGAACAUCAGUAUCGUCUUCUGAAGAAGUUUUUCCGGAGUACGGGGCUGUGAAGAAUGGGUUCCCGAACUGGUUGAAGAGGCGGGAGAGAGCACUUUUGCAAACUCCAGUAAGCCAGACAAAGCUCGAUUUGGUAGUGGCAAAGGAUGGUAGUGGUAAUUUCACGACUAUCAAUGAGGCCUUAAGUGCAGCACCAAACUCUAGUAGCACAAGAUUCGUUAUAUAUAUUAAGGAGGGAUCUUACUUUGAAUACGUUGAGGUAGACAAGAAGAAAACCAUGAUUAUGUUUGUCGGAGAUGGCAUCGGAAAAACAAAGAUAAAGGGUAACCGGAAUCAUGUCGAUGGAUGGACUACUUUCCGAUCUGCCACUGUUGCCGUGGUGGGAAAAGGAUUCUUAGCAAAAGGCAUCACUUUUGAAAACUAUGCGGGACCAAGCAAGCACCAAGCAGUAGCUCUUCGGAGUAGCUCAGACUUAUCUGCUUUCUACCAAUGCAGCUUUGUUGCGUACCAAGACACCCUCUACGUCCAUUCCCUUCGUCAAUUUUAUCGCGACUGUGACGUUUAUGGAACAGUCGACUUCAUCUUUGGUAACGCAGCUGUAGUUCUCCAGAACUGUAACUUAUACGCUCGUAAACCAGACCCAAAUCAGAAGAACCUAUUCACUGCCCAAGGAAGAGAAGAUCCGAACCAGAAUACUGGGAUUUCAAUCCUGAACUGCAAAGUAGAAGCUGCUGCUGAUUUAAUUCCUGUUCAAUCAUCAUUCAAGAAUUAUCUAGGACGUCCCUGGAAAGAAUAUUCAAGAACUGUCGUUCUUCAGUCAUACAUUGGCAGCUUAAUAGAGCCUGCUGGAUGGCUGGAAUGGAAUGGUGAUUUUGCAUUAAAGACACUUUACUAUGGGGAAUACAUGAACAGAGGACCAGGUUCAAGUACUAGUGCUAGAGUGAAAUGGCCUGGUUAUAGAGUCAUCAACAGUUCCAUCGAGGCCAGUCAAUUCACAGUUGGAAAUUUCAUUCAGGGAGGAGAAUGGCUACCACCUACAGGCUUUCCUUUUUAUCUUAACUUAACUUCCUCCUAAUAGUUUCUCUUACAAUUUUAUAGAUGCUAGCGACAGGAUUGUUUUCUAGUGAACGGAUUAAUUCUCCCUUUGAGGAGUGUGAAAUCAAGUCGAUAGCCUGUAUUCUUGGGGAAGUUCAUGUCAUUUGUAGUAGUAUUACUUAUUCACAGGAAAUGAUCUGAAAUUCUACAUAUUAUUUCAAAAAAAGAUUCUCAGCUAUUAUGAACUCUACUCAAGAAUUGGGCCUGGAGGAGCAUGAAGAUCA
Messenger RNA from Nicotiana tabacum (common tobacco), 2076 nucleotides. Its product is annotated as pectinesterase-like. Gene Ontology annotation, molecular function: enzyme inhibitor activity; pectinesterase activity. NCBI's taxonomy places the organism in Eukaryota, Viridiplantae, Streptophyta, Magnoliopsida, Solanales, Solanaceae. The record is from RefSeq and is a predicted model, not a curated record. Gene Ontology annotation, biological process: cell wall modification.